UUAGAGCCCACAGCUGUGUCGGGAAAACAAACAACUGUUAAGCUUUUCAAGUAUCACAACAGACCUUGGUGCCGUUUUCUUAUGCGGUCCCACAAAAGCUUUUAUCAAGUUUUGGGCCCACGAUAUAUCUCGCGUGCAUGUGUGUUGGUAACGCGCCCCAAUCUACCCCAACCCUUCUGAAGCUUCUUCCAUUUGGAUGACGAAACACAGUCGCGAGUCGCGAGCAGCAGCAGCAGCAGCUAAAGUUAAAAGUCGCCUAGGGAAAAAAUCCAUAAAUUGAUUGUGCCACGGUGUAAACAAUAGAAAUUAACUUAAGGAAAAACUCUGGAAAAUCAUGCUGUUGCCCACGAUCCGAACGGGUGUCAAGUGGAGUUGGCGCCAGACCUGGGACAUGCUGAUGUCGCCCGUCUCCCCGCGCAAUCUGCGCACCACAGCGCUGCUGACGAGCAUCUACCAGCUGCUCAUUGCGCACUCGAUAUUAUUUGUUGUGCUUCUUUGUCUGGCGCAUGCGGAGCAAAUGCGUAAUCUGCUCGACAUGGAUAUAUUGGAUCAGAAGGAUAGCGGAUUCUAUACCAUUCACAACGAUAUGCGCCUGAAGACUGCUGCUCAGCUGGCGGAUGCUACCGAAAAUGCACUCUAUGUACUAUCCGGCAUUGCCAGCGUUUAUGCUUUGAGUGCCAUAGCCCUAUUCUUUGGCGUGUUCAAGAAUAAGCCCGGCCUGAUAAUACCCUGGCUGGUUAUUGAAUUUCUGGGCGCUAUCGCUGUGGCUGUCAUUAUAUUCAUGCUGAAGGAUACAAAGUUACCCAUGCUAUUUGGCGGACAGUGCGCUUAUUUAAUCAUCUGCUAUACCAUGCUCUUGAUGGAUGGUCUCAAGUGGUAUAUCAUGCAUAGCUUCUAUCAAAGUCUACGCACAAUGAACAAACUGCGAGAGAUUGCAACUGUGGCUAUACCCUGUCCAGCGCCGGGCGCUGUACCCUAUCAGUACCGCAGAGAGCAUAUGUAUUUGGGCAGCAAUGGCUAUAAGCAUAUAUUGACUGAGUCGCCGGAUGGACAAUGUUAAAUAACGUUUACUUAAAAGACGAAAGAAGAAAAAAAAAACUUCGACUAUAUACGAAUAAUUCAUACACUCCUACCCCUCCCCAUACCACCAGCAUCAAAACUUCCAGCAUCAAGUGUCUUAAAUAAUUUUUGCAAUCUCAUUAUUUUUCUUGUUUUUUGGAACGUGUGUGAUAUGGUAUAAAGAAACAGAGAUAACUAUUUUAGAUAGCGAAUGCAACGAGAAGGAUAUAUUAAUAGAAACAU
Messenger RNA from Drosophila navojoa, 1302 nucleotides. It is a transcript of the gene Fie, whose product is annotated as Fire exit. Lineage: Eukaryota; Metazoa; Arthropoda; Insecta; Diptera; Drosophilidae. The record is from RefSeq and is a predicted model, not a curated record.